AUGUCUGUGAAAUGGACUUCAGUUUUUCUGCUGCUUCAGCUGGCCUUUUACUUUAGCUCUGGGAGUUGUGGCAAGGUGCUGGUGUGGCCCGCGGAAUACAGUCUUUGGAUAACAAUGAAAACAGUCCUGGAUGAACUUAUUGAGAGAGGUCACGAAGUGGUUGUUCUGACAACUCCAGUUUCCAUUCUUGUUGAUCACAGCAAACCAUCUGCCAUUAAAUUUGAGAUUUAUCCUACAUCUUUCUCUAAAACUGAGUUUGAAGGUGUGUUCAAUCAAUUAGUGACUGAUUGGACAUAUGAGUUGCCUAAAAACUCCUUUUGGACAUAUUUUUCAAAAAUGCAAGGUCUCGUUUGGAAUUUUUUUGAUGCUUUUCACCAGCUCUGUAGAGAUGUAGUCAAGAACAAGAAACUUAUAAAAAAACUCCAAGAAUCAAAAUUUGAUAUGGUUUUCUCUGAUGCUGUGGGACCCUGUGGUGAGCUGCUGGCAGAGCUCCUUAAUGUACCAUUUGUGUACAGUAUUCGCUUCACACCUGGAAAUCAAUUUGAAAAGCAUAUUGGAAAACUUCCACUGCCACCAUCAUAUGUACCAGUUGUUUUGUCAGAAUUAAGUGAUAAAAUGACAUUCUUAGAGAGGGUAAAAAAUAUGAUAUAUGUGCUCUACUUUGACUUUUGGUUCCAAACAAUAAAUGAGAAGCCAUGGAAUGAGCUUUAUAGUGAAGUACUCGGAAGACCUACUACAUUAUUUGAGUUGAUGGAGAAAGCUGAUAUAUGGCUUGUUAGAAAUUAUUGGGAUUUUUGGUAUUCUCACCCACUCUUACCAAAUUUUGAGUUUGUUGGAGGAUACCACUGCAAACCUGCCAAACCCCUGCCUAAGGAAAUGGAAGAGUUUGCACAGAGCUCUGGAGAAAAUGGUAUUGUCGUGUUUUCUCUGGGCUCGGUGGUCAGUAACAUGCCAGAAGAGAGAGCCAAUGUGAUUGCAUCGGCCCUGGCCCAGAUUCCUCAAAAGGUUCUAUGGAGAUUUGAUGGCAAGAAGCCAGCUACCUUAGGGGCAAACACUCGGCUGUAUAAAUGGCUCCCCCAAAAUGACCUUCUUGGUCAUCCAAAAACCAAGGCUUUUAUAACCCAUGGUGGAGCCAGCGGCAUCUUUGAAGCGAUCUACCAUGGCAUCCCGAUGGUGGGCAUUCCCUUGUUUGCAGAUCAACCUGAUAACAUUGCUCAUAUGACAUACAAGGGAGCAGCUGUUGCAUUGGAUUUUCAAAAAAUGUCAAGCACAGAUUUGCUCAAUGCACUGAGGACAGUUAUUAAUGACCCCUCGUAUAAGGAAAAUGUUAUCAAAUUAUCAAGGAUACAGCAUGAUCAGCCAAUGAAGUCUCUGGAUAGAGCGGCCUUCUGGAUUGAGUUUGCCAUGCGUAAUAAGGGAGCCAAGCACCUGCUGCCAGCCUCCCAUGACCUCACCUGGGUCCAGUACCACUCGUUGGAUGUGAUCGGGUUCCUGCUGGCCUGUGUGGCAACUGCUAUGUAUGUUAUCACAAAAUGUUGUCUGUUUUGUUACCAGAAGUUUGUCAAAACCAGAAAGGACAAAAGGGAAUAG
This is a messenger RNA of Talpa occidentalis (Iberian mole), 1590 nucleotides long. Its product is annotated as UDP-glucuronosyltransferase 2B31-like. NCBI's taxonomy places the organism in Eukaryota, Metazoa, Chordata, Mammalia, Eulipotyphla, Talpidae. The transcript is spliced from 6 exons. The record is from RefSeq and is a predicted model, not a curated record. The coding region runs from base 1 to 1590 and encodes 529 amino acids. Gene Ontology annotation, molecular function: UDP-glycosyltransferase activity.